Molecule: messenger RNA, 9160 nt
Organism: Maylandia zebra (zebra mbuna)
Lineage: Eukaryota; Metazoa; Chordata; Actinopteri; Cichliformes; Cichlidae
Gene: slc4a3
Product: solute carrier family 4 member 3
Biological process (GO): regulation of intracellular pH; monoatomic anion transport; transmembrane transport
Cellular component (GO): plasma membrane
Molecular function (GO): solute:inorganic anion antiporter activity; monoatomic anion transmembrane transporter activity
Source: RefSeq, a predicted model, not a curated record
UGUAUUGAUUUUAUUUUUAUUUUUGGAAACAACAACAACAACAACAAUAAUGAUGAUGAUGAUGAUGAUGCAAAACCGGCAGUUCAUGAGUACAGACCUGAAAAACACAAACUGUUCAGGUCACGGGUGCCACACAUAAGGUUCGAGGGUGACUUGGCAUAGUGUAAAACUAUGAACUACUCCUCCAGAUUUUCUGAUAAUGCUAUUCCUGAUGUAGUUAUGCCAGCAUGAUUAAUCCACAUGUGUUGAGGCAUAUUGUUAUACUUCCACUUAUAUAUAUAUAUAUUUAAACAGCUGGUCAUCUGUCUCGUAGGAAUUGUUUACUGAAGAGGUUUUUUGUUGCUUUUGCCUGCUGCUCUGACUCUUCUGAGAUUAAGCUCUAAAUUUUGUGUCCAUCGGUAACUUGAGAUAGGCUGGUUGUCCUCCCCAGUCACGUGGUCAGCCUGAGCAUCCUUUGGCAGAUCCAGCAGGCUGCCUCGCGUGUCUCCAGUAAAGGUUAUAGAGUGAACCAGCCCCGCUGCUGCGUCCUAUAGUCGCCUCAUCUCCCGCUUCUAGCUCUUUCUCCUCUGUGCAGACUGCUCUGUGAAAACGCAGCAGGUUAUGCCACCCCAAAGGCUUCCUGGAUCCCCAGCAGUGAAAGAGAAGGGCUGAUCCCGUCCUCCUCCAGGUUCCUGCCGUGCAGCCCUUCUUUCCCUCUUUCUCUCUCCUGCUUAUUCCCCUCUCCCAAAGAUACAAACCCUACCUGACCCCAACACCUAAACACUUUGACCUUUGUCACCCACUUCUUGGACCACUCUUGUUGGUCCAGUCACGUCCACCGCAUCAUCUUCCUCACAGCAAUUCCAUAGCCAGUCUCCCCUCAUUCCAGCCACACUAGUCCACUUCCCUGCGGGACCCUGCACGUUUUAGAGGUCUGCUCUACCCUCUGGCUGCUUGCCGGGCCCCAUGGCUACAGGAGGUCAUGCCCCUGACAUAGAUGUGUUAAUAAACCUACAGCAGGUAAGGGUGGAAGAGGAAGAUGAGGAUGGAUGCGUGGAGGACCAGGAGGAAGAAGAGGAGGAAGAGAGCUGGGAGAAAGCUCUGUCCGUGGAGCGCUUUGCAGACAUCAUCAGUGACUCUGCUUCUACCAGUGGAGACAGGAUGGGGCGACACUACACUGAGAAAGACUUUGAGUAUCACAGACACACAUUUCACCAUAUGCACCACCCCUUGUCCACUCACCUGCCCGUGCCCCAGCGUUUACGGAAGAGGGUACACAGCAUGGAGAAGAGGCGCAAAAAGAAGCGCAGGAAAAAAAAGACUUCGCUGCCGCCUUCUGACGUUACGCCUACCAUACACGAGGUAGACGAGGAAGAGGCAGAGUCGGAGACCGAAGGGCAAGGGGUGGCUGCCACUCCCGCAGAGCUCCCUGAGGUCCAGCCACAGUUUAGUUUGGGGAGCCAAGAGGACUUGGGGGAACCCCUUCACCACACUAUCGUCCACACGGAAAACGAAGAACAACCUUUGUCGAGGAAAACAACUGCGCUGACUCUGACAAAGGGGGCGGCUCAUAAUGGGGGAAUAACUGUUACUGGACAGAACGAUGACAUGGAUGGAGGAGAAGCAGCAUGCAACAGUGUUCCCUCAGGAUCAGAUCCCUCAAGUUCAAUCACACCUCAUGGCUGGUUCCGCAAGAAGCCUGUCCACCACCGUCUGCCGGGCACCCAGCGAAACAACUACGACCUGCGGGAGCGGAUCUGCAUCGGCAGCAUGACUGCCCUGGAGACUGCCGUCUAUCAGCAGGUGCCCACUGAUGAGGCUGAAGCCCAAAUGUUGGUCAGCGCUGAUCUGGAUGACAUGAAAAGUCACAGAUUUGAGGAUAACCCUGGGGUGCGUCGGCACCUGGUGAAGAAGUCGUCCCGAUGUCACAUGAGCCGAACCAGCAACAGUUCUACGCCGCUGUCCAGCCUGAAGAAGAAGAAGAGGGCUUCGGAAAAGAAAACUCACGAGUUGUUUGUGGAGCUGAACGAGCUGAUUGUGGAGAAGGACCAUGAAAUGCGAUGGAAGGAGCGCGCUCGCUGGAUCAAGUUCGAGGAGGAUGUGGACGAUGAGACGGACCGCUGGGGAAAACCUCAUGUGGCCUCGCUGUCCUUCCGCAGCUUGCUGGAGCUUCGCCGCACCAUCACACAUGGUGCCAUCCUAUUGGACCUCGAACAGACCUCUCUGCCCGGCAUCGCCCACCUGGUCGUGGAGACGAUGAUCAUUUCCGAUCAGAUCAGAGCCGAGGAUAGGCCCAACGUUCUUCGGGCCCUGCUUCUCAAACACAGCCAUCUAAGCGAUCACAAAAAUCGUUUUCAUCGCCACCACUCAUCCAGCAGUCUUCAUGGCAGCUACAACCACAACCACGUCCACGACACCAACCAGCCAUUGGUGUCCGAAGAGCACGAUGAGCACCACGAACACAAAGGACCCGUGUACGAUCCCAAACAAGACGUUUUUGUUAGCCUGUUUAAAUCUCUCCACCCUCUGCCGGAGACUCAUCCAGCCACAGCCAGAUCUGUGAAACUUCUCGCCAAGAUUCCCAAAGAUGCUGAGGCGGUCAUUGUUUUAGUUGGUUGUGUUGAAUUUCUGGAGCAGCCGGCUAUGGCCUUUGUCAGGCUGAGCGAGGCAGUCCUUCUGGAGUCGGUGCUUGAGGUUCCCGUCCCUGUUCGAUUUAUUUUCGUCCUUCUCGGUCCCAGUCAGUCCAACGUGGACUAUCAUGAAAUUGGACGUUCUUUCUCCACUCUCAUGUCAGACAAGAACUUCCAUGAGGUUGCCUACUUUGCUGAUGACAGACAAGACCUCCUGAAUGGCAUCAAUGAAUUCCUGGACUACAGCAUCGUGAUUCCACCGUCAGACGUGGAGGGAAAAGACCUCCUGAAGACAGUGGCUGACUUCCAGAAACAGAUGCUGCGGAAGAGAAAGGAAAGAGAGCUCAAGAAGCACAGCUCCUUAAUUGGAGUAGAGUCAGAAAUCAAAGAGGUGAGUCCUGAGGAGGAGGAGGAGGGAGAACAGGAAGUGGAUCCAUUAAAGCGCUCAGGAAUGCUGUUUGGAGGUUUGAUCCACGACAUCCGCAGGCGUUACCCGCAAUAUGUGAGCGACUUAAAAGACGCCCUGGACAUGCAGUGCAUUGCUGCUGUCAUCUUCAUCUAUUUUGCCGCACUGUCACCCACUAUUACCUUUGGAGGCCUCCUGGGAGAGAAAACAGAGGGCAUGAUGGGAGUGACUGAACUCAUUGUUUCCACUGCAACUAUCGGAGUUAUAUUCUCACUGCUUGCUGGACAACCCCUUCUCAUCACUGGCUUCUCUGGACCCUUACUGGUGUUUGAAGAGGCCUUCUAUAAGUUUUGUCAGGUCUACAACUUUGAGUACCUGACUGGUCGAGUGUGGAUCGGCUUCUGGCUCAUCUUCAUCGUCCUGGUGAUUGUGGCAGCAGAGGGUAGCUUCCUUGUCCGCUACAUCUCACCUUUUACACAGGAGAUUUUCGCUUUCCUCAUCUCCCUCAUCUUCAUCUAUGAGACUUUCUCUAAGCUCAUCAAGGUUUUUAAGGAACAUCCACUGAUGGCAGUGUAUCCCACUGACGCCAGUGGGUCUCAAAAUUUUGAUGGUCCCAUAUACAACCAGCCUAACACUGCUUUUCUUUCUCUGGUGCUCAUGAUGGGCACUUUCUUUGUUGCAUUCUUUCUCAGGAAGUUUCGAAACAGCCGGUUUUUAGGUGGCAAGGCCAGAAGGAUUAUCGGUGACUUUGGCAUCCCGAUCUCAAUCUUAGUUUCAGUACUGGUGGAUUACGCCAUUACUGACACUUACACACAGAAACUCAAUGUGCCAUCAGGUUUUUCUGUCACGUCUCCUGAUAAGAGAGGUUGGUUUAUCAGCCCCUUUGGUGACAAGAAGCCCUUCCCCACUUGGAUGAUGGGGGCGUCUGUUGUUCCUGCCCUGCUUGUGUUCAUUCUUAUUUUCAUGGAAACUCAAAUUACUUCGUUGAUAGUCAGUAAGAAGGAGCGUCGGCUGGUUAAAGGCUCCGGCUUCCAUCUGGAUCUCCUGCUCAUUGUCAUCCUGGGUGCCCUCUGCCCCCUUUUUGGCUUGCCGUGGCUCACGGCAGCCACUGUGCGCUCUGUCACUCAUGUUAACGCGCUCACAGUGAUGAGCAAGGCCACGGCUCCUGGAGAAAAGCCCAUGAUCCAGGAGGUGAAAGAGCAGAGGCUCACCGGACUUCUUGUGGCUGUGCUUGUUGGUAUGUCCAUAGUGAUGACAGAUAUUCUCCGCCUCAUCCCUCUGGCUGUGCUCUUCGGGAUCUUCCUGUACAUGGGGGUCACCUCUCUGACGGGCAUCCAGCUGUACGAACGCAUAACGCUUAUGGUCACGCCUGCCAAGCACCACCCGGACCACAUCUACGUCACCAAGGUGAAGACAUGGCGCAUGAACAUGUUUACCAUCACCCAGCUGGCAUGCAUCGUGGCUCUGUGGGUAGUGAAGUCUACUGCGGCCUCCCUGGCGUUCCCCUUCGUCCUCAUCAUGACGGUGCCGCUGCGACGCCUCAUCCUCUCCAGGAUCUUCGAGGAGCGUGAGCUCCAGGCGCUGGAUUGUGAUGAAGAUUCGCCCAACUUUGAUGAAGAUGGACGAGAUGAGUACAAUGAGAUCCACAUGCUUGUAUAAAUUUAAGCUGGAACCAGCUAAAAGGAUCGCCUACACCCUGCAGGUCUGACCGAUCGGAGGAAGCAAACCUUGGAAACCUCAUUGUCUCUGGAUAGCAAGAGGAGCUUCUGCAAUGGUGUUUGUAAAAUAUACAGAAUCUAUAGCUGGAUAAGCACUUUUUACCUUUAUUUAAUCCAUUUUUUUAAAAGCACAUCUAAUGUUAGAUCUUUGUGGUGGUGUCGAUGUCUUAACCCUGACAGAAAUAGCUCUGAAUGCAUACCUGAAGUGGACUAUACCAAAUCUAGCAGCAUACAUAACUUAUAUGAACUCUUUUUACCUGAUGUCUCCCUUUAAUUAGUCUGCAGGUUCUGGGCAUAAGUGCAAUGAUAGUGGGGACCUUUAGGACUGCAGCAGGCUUGAUUAAUUCAGGCUUAUUUUGGGACUGAUCUGUGAGAAAGGAAAGAUUUUCUUUAAUGAGGAGAGGAUUUCAAUCAAACUUAAUAAUGUUUUCAGAUGAACUUUCUCUAAAUGUAAAGCCUUCAAUUGGUUUUACUGCCUCUGUUGUUAAACUGCCUUUUUCCUUUGUAUUACUGCCUUUGUCUAUAGGUUGCAAUGGUGUGCAAACAAGGAGUUAAGUCAGUCCUUUUCCUUUCUGUACAGACUUGUAGGAAAAAAAGGUCACGUUUCUCUGCCAACCCAGCUCCCUGGCACAAGUCCUCAUCUCUAAAUGUAGUCUCCCGUGAAUCCAAAAUCCCCUAGAGACUGUGCCUCUUCAUGGGCUGCCACUGUACUUUUUUUAAGGUGAUUAAUGCCCUCCACUGAUCCCAUUAUUAUGACCUUGGAUGUAUAAGUAAAUAGCUAACAUGGUCUAAACCUAUUUUUCUACUUUGUUGUAUCUAUUUAUUUUGUGACCUUUUGGACUUAACGCUAUACCAUGUUCUUAGUGGUAUUUAGAUUUCGGAUAGCUUAAGCUACUGUUAGAGUUAGUGUAAAAUAUAAAGAACAUUGUGUAGAGUGACACGUUAAAAACAGAAAAAUGUGUCUUUAUUUGAAGUAUCUGUCAGUUUUUUGCUAAAUUUGGUAUAUUUUUUAAGAGAUGUCAUGAAUAAUGCACUUGGCUAACACAGACACGAUAGUACUGAAAAUGUUGGGGAGCAUUUAAACAUUUGCAGGAUGCAUGAAGGUUGCAUUGCACAGACUGACUGUGAGCUUGGGAUUGUAAUUUACCAUCUAUUUUUAGAGUUAUCCUAUAUUGCAACGGACACCUGCUGCUUCAAUAGGUACACCUGUUCAUCUCUUUGUUAUCGCAAAUCUAAUCAGUCAAUCGUACUGCAGCAACUGCAGUAAUGUAUGUAUGCAUAUAGACAGGUCAAGAUGACUUCUUGAAAUUUGUCCAAGCAUCACAUUUGGGAAGAAAGGUGUUUUUAAGUGACUUUAAAUGUGACAUGGUAGUCGGUGAUAGGCAGUCUGGUCCGAGUAUUUCCGAAACUGCUGAUUUGCUAGGAUUUUCCCACAAAACCAUCUCAAGGGUUUACACAGAAUGGUCUGAAAAAGACCAUUCUGUUCUCUUUCUGGGUGAAAAUGCAUAGCUGAUGCCAGAGGUCAGAGGAGAUUCUGCUUUGAGCUGAUAGGAAGGCAGCAGUAGCUAAAUUAACUGCUCAUUGCAGCCAAGGUAUGCAGAAGAACAUCUUGGAAUGAACAGCAUAUUGAACCUUGAAUCGGAUGAGCUACAACAGCAGAAGACCAAAAACCUCAAAAUCCCUCCGCCAGAUCUCAAAAGGGGGUCCAACCUGGUACUACCUAAGGUGUACCUAAUAAAGUGUAGUUUUGACACAUGCACAUUUUCAGAAGCCUUUCUUAUUUCAUGCUACACAGAAACACAUAACAGCUGCUGUACAUAAAACAACAAAAAGAUAAAACUAAUUCAUUAAUUAGUGUUGGAAAUUGGUGUGAUUUUACUAUAUUUGGCUCAAUGGUCCAUUUACGGUCAGCAAUUAAAAGCUUAGGAACUGAAAGAAGAAGCUUCACAUUUAGAUGUUUUGAGGAUAUUCACUGUCUGGUUCACCAAACAUUAGGAUUAUAAAGUUUAUUCGUAUUGAUUUAAAAUAGACGGGAGUUGUUGAAUACAACAAAAAAAGUGAGCACAUUGGGUUCUGGUCUUUUUCCAUGUUUGCAUUCGGUGGCUCCCUUGCUUUCAUCACUGACACACUCGGGAAGCGUCAGCUGAGUCCUGGGGAUUCUAACUGGGUGGAUAUCUGCAGAAAGUCAGCAAUUGUCUGCUGUUUUUUCUUACAAUAUCUUGAUGGCACACUCUUUGAUCACAUUCAGUGAAAGUGGAAAAGAACAGCAGAGAUGAUUGAACCCAAACCCAAAUUCCUCACUCUGGGGGAUGCUUGGCAAAAAGGUUAAUUCAACAUGAAAGUCUGUUUCUUUGCACUGUUACUACCAAAAUGUAUCUACUGCUAACAUUUAGUCUAUGAACCUUUUAAAAGAAAACAGUGCAUAGUAAGUUAGGAGAGAGAGAGACUGCUUGGCAGCUGAAGAGGUUUCUAUAAAUUACUGGCAAACAAGGCCAAAACCCCACUAUAAACAUACUUUAAAUGGUCAGCAAUGUACUGUUAUUCAUCUUAUUUCACAUAACCAUGCCCUAUAUUAUGAGCCAUGCAAAGAUUCAGUCUCAGGGGAAACUGACCUUUGAUCUGUAAAUAUUGCUCCCCAGCCUUUAGUUUGUUGCCUCUUUGUGUAAAUAAAGCGGUCAAGGCAAUCCGGCGCUUGCUAUGUAAAAAUCUAUGGCUUACAGUCCCGGCUUUUAUGUUGUACAAUGUAGGAAAAAGAGGUCAAGUGCGUAGAAUUAUGUGUUUACUCCAGUGAAGUGACAUAGAAGUUUAACGGUAAAUGAAUCUCUCUUUCCCCCCUAGAUUGUUCUCUGUAGGCCUGCACUUGAAGCUCCACUUUGAUGUGAAGCGUACACCUGCUGCAGUCUGUAUUUAAUUCUGCAGCUCCCCGAGUUAAUGAGUAACACAAUGUGCUUUGAAUUAGCACUCUGUAGCAGUUUCAUUUAAAAUGGGCUGCGUUAUUAAUGGACCUUUUCAACCAUGUGUUUAUGUUUCAGGAGUUUACAGAGACUGGAAUGGCAAACUGAGGGCAGAGACAGUGAGGUAUUUUCUUCAUUAUACCCACCCCUAUCCGUAUUCGUGACAUUAUUGAAUGUUUGCCUCUGACUGAGUGUGUUUUUAGGGGCAGGAACUUGAUUUAUGGAAGUUUACUAAUGACACAACUAUGAGUGGUCACCAUGUUAGAAAGCGCACUGCCAAAUAAUUUUGCAAAAAAAAUGAAAAAACUAUUUUUGUUGUUGAUGUUUUGGGGGGUUUUUUUUAACUCUUUUUUUUUUUUUUUUGUGUGACAUUUAUGUAUUUUUUGUAACCUAGAAUUAUUCUAAUAUUGUAUAAAUUUAAAAAGUGUAAACUCUAGAUUGCCCUGAGUAAGCAAGCAUCCCUCAUAUUUUCUGCCUUACAGACAAUUUUUUCAGUUUGUAUUCAUCUCAUUUACAAGGACGACAGUUCAUUUGAAAUAAUGAAUACUGAAAAGAAAUUUAGCAAGCAGCAUUUGGAUGGUAUUGUGGCAAAAACAAUGUGUAAUGACCAUUUUUAAACACCACGGCCAACCAAAGAAUUAUUGCUUCCUAUGUCCAUUUCUUUAUAACCCCAAUGUCCCAAUCUUCCGCUGGCUUCUUCCAGCAGGCUAACACACCAUGUCACAAAGCUCAAGUGAUCUUAAACUAGAGUUCAGCUAUCACUCUAAUUGAGCACCUUUGGGAUGCAGUGCAAUGGGAGAUGGUAGAUGUGCAGCCAACAAAUCUGCAGUAACUGUGCAAAGCUAUGCUAUCAUGUCAGUCUGAACCAAAAAUCUCAGAGGAAUGUUUCCACCACCUAAUUGAAUCUGUGCAAUGAAAGAUUAGGCCAGCUCUGAAGGCAAAAUUGGGUCCAACCUGUUAAUAGCAAGGUGUACCUAAUGAAGUGACCAGUAAGUGUAUAGUUUUAUUUAGAAAAUGAAAAGCAUUUAUAAAUCUUUUCAGGCAGACUAACAUUGUUUAAUAGUUUGUUGAAAGCUUACAUUUGUUCUAUGUCUAAUAGUUUUGUCAAUAUUUAACUUCCAUACCUAAAAAGCACACACUAAUGUUAGUUGUACACAGAGCACUAAGUGCAUUACUAUGAGAGACUAAGAGUAGAUGCUGUACAGCCAGCUGUGAGUGGCUGAGAACAUGAGAAUCAAAAGGGGGGUAAAGAUUUUAUUUUUUAAAGUAAAAUGCCUUGUUGGUGCCAUUAAUAACUAAAUAUGCAGUGAAAGCUUUGAUAGUUCAUUUUUUAGCCAAAGUUGUUGUUUGUCAACAAUGCUGUGCUGAUUCGACCUGUGAUGGUGAAAGAGGCUCUGAGGUGUAUGCCCGAUACAAGUGUGUGUGUGUGUGUGACACGAGCUGCUGUGUCUGUGGAGCCCACAGCCUAAAAAG